CCAGCUUGUCUCUGUUUCUAGCCGAGACCAAAUAGCGUCGCACCGGGUGUAACCAGCGAGCUAACGUUAGGCUAGUUAGAUGUAGCCCGCUAGCUUGUAGAUUCCUGUCGGCGUACGCAGCUGGAGAAUAAACACCGCAGACACGACUAUCGAGACACACCGGCGACCGUCGUUGGCGUCACUUUAUCGCACGGUCAACCCGCUGUCGUCGUCGCCGUCUUUGGUUUGGUGGUUUUUCAUCACUAGCUUGUCCCGUGUCGGUCGGAGUUAGCCCUCCUCAGCUAGCCUGGCACAGCAGCGUAUGGGUGUCAAAGUUAGCCGUGACUUCUUCCCCGGGCGUCUCGCUGCCUGAGCUCUCACAUUUCGGACACGUCAAGGUUCCUUCAAAUCUGUCUCUUGGUUUUUGGGGGCUGUAAUGUCGGAGCCCAAGACCCCCACUCCUGCUGGCGACACGUAUAAAGGAUGGGUGUUCAAGUGGACAAACUAUAUCAAGGGAUAUCAGCGGAGGUGGUUUGUCCUGAGCAAUGGGCUGUUGUCAUAUUACAGGACCCAGGCAGAGAUGGGCCACACAUGUCGAGGCACAAUCAACUUGGCCACGGCGACUAUCACCGUAGACGACGCCUGCAACUUUGUCAUCUCCAAUGGAGGGGCACAGACGUACCACCUUAAAGCCAGCUGUGAGGUGGAACGCCAGCGCUGGAUCACUGCCCUGGAACUGGCCAAAGCCAAGGCGGCCCGCAUGCAGGCUGAGUCAGAUGACUCAGGGGACGACUUCUCUCUGUCGUCCCCGCCGGUGGCUCCCGGCCAAGGCGGAGCGUCACAGAACUCAGAAGUCCAGUCUGCUCUCAGAACACUAGGCAGCAAAGUGGAAGAUCUCAGCACAUGCAACGACCUGAUCUCAAAGCACGGCUCUGCCCUCCAGAGGUCAUUAUCAGAACUGGACAGUUUGCGUCUGACCGGAGAGGCUGGGGAUAAGAUUCGUCAGGUGACAGAGAGGGCCACGCUGUUCCGCAUCACCUCUAACGCCAUGAUUAACGCGUGCCAAGACUUCCUCGCAUUGGCUCAGGCUCACAGCAAGCGGUGGCAGAAGGCCCUUCAAGCAGAACGGGACCAGCGGGUGAGGCUGGAGGAGACUUUAGAGCAACUUGCCAAGCAGCACAACCACCUGGAGCGAGCGUUCAGAGGAGCCGCACAGGCCAACGCUACUGCAGACAAUAAAAGUGCUGCCGGGCCUGGAAAAGGUGAGGCCAGUGAUGAGGACGACGACAAUGAGUUCUUUGAUGCCAUGGAAGAAGCGCCAGAAUUUAUCACUGUUCCCGCUGACCCCCAGUUCCACAAAAGAUCAAGCAGUAACGUCAGCGGUUUCAACAGUGAAAUGUGUCCUGAUGAUCAGUCGCUAAACGAGGAGCCCCUAGCGAUGAACCAGGAGUCUCCCUCCCAGGAGUUAGUGCCCUUGAAGAAGAGACGGACACGCAUUCCCGACAAACCCAACUACUCCCUCAACCUGUGGAGUAUCAUGAAGAACUGUAUUGGCAAAGAGCUGUCCAAGAUUCCAAUGCCUGUGAACUUCAACGAGCCCAUCUCCAUGCUGCAGCGGUUGUCUGAGGACCUGGAGUACCACGAGCUGCUGGACAAGGCCUCCAAGUGCCAGAGCUCGCUCGAGCAGAUGUGCUACGUGGCCGCGUUCUCCGUGUCCUCCUACUCGACCACCGUCCACCGCACGGGCAAGCCCUUCAACCCGCUGCUGGGAGAGACGUACGAGCUGGACCGCCGGAGAGAGAGCGGCUACCGCUCCCUCUGCGAGCAGGUGAGUCACCAUCCACCUGCAGCAGCGCAUCAUGUGAUUUCUGAUCGCGGCUGGACUCUGAGGCAGGAAAUCACGGUCGCCAGCAAGUUUAGAGGAAAAUACCUCUCCAUUAUGCCUUUAGGCACAAUUCACGCGAUCUUCGAGAAGGGAAACAAUCACUACACAUGGAAGAAGGUCACCACCACGGUGCACAACAUCAUCGUGGGCAAACUGUGGAUCGAUCAGUCGGGUGAGAUAGACGUAGUGAACCACACCACUGGAGACCGCUGCCACUUGAAGUUUGCUCCUUACAGCUACUUCUCCAGAGAUGUGGCCAGGAAGGUGACCGGUGUGGUGAUGGACAAGGACGGCAAGGCCCACUACGUGCUGUCGGGCACGUGGGACGAGAAGAUGGAGUUUUCCCGGGUGAUGCAGAGCAGCCGAGGGGGAGAGAACGGCACGGAGGGCAAACAGAAGACUGUCUAUCAAACCCUCAAAGCCAGAGAGGUGUGGAGGAGAAACCCGCUCCCCGAGGGAGCAGAAACCAUGUACUACUUCACCGCCUUGGCGCUGUCCCUAAACGAGCUGGAGGACGCCGUCGCGCCCACCGACAGCCGACGCCGACCCGACCAGCGCCUCAUGGAGGACGGCCGUUGGGAAGAGGCCAACGCCGAGAAACAGCGGCUGGAGGAGAAGCAGCGUAGCGUCCGGCGGGAGAGAGAGCGAGAAGCCGCCAGCCAACGCACCUCGAGCCAAUCAGAAGAAGCUGUCGAUGAGGACUCUCUUACUGAUCCCUCCUUAAAAAGUGCACCUCACGAGAACUACCAGGCACUUUGGUUCGAGCGCUGCGAGGACCGGAUCACAGGUGAGCAGGUCCAUAUCUAUAAGGGAGGCUACUGGGAAGCUAAAGAUCGCGGGAGCUGGGAGGGCUGUCCGGAUAUAUUUUGACCUCAGCAUUGACUGCAAAGCCCCCCUGUAGAGACUAAUCCAUCAAAGCCGCCUGGUGGGCAGCUACCGCAAAGGCCAGCUUGUCCCCCACCCCUACUCGCACCCCACCCAACUUGGAAGACUGCCUCCCUCCAGUGGCUCUCUGUUCUAAGAGAUCUCCAGGACGGUCACUGCUGUCUGAUCCAGAGGGGGAGCGGGGUUUUUCCUCUGGCCUCCUUCAUCCCAUUUUGGUUCGUGUGUCCUUGAGUCCUAUCGAUGCUGUCACACAUCUGACUGGAAUAAAAAAAACGUCUGUGCUGCUUUGACUCGGGGUCAGGCUGAGCAUAAGGUGGGAAGAAACGUAAUGGGCAGUGCUUCCAAAUCUACAGUAGAUCCUUUUUUUAGUCUCUCUGCUCACGUCUUGUUCGGUCUCUCAGAUCAGGAGCAGAAGAGGUCUCGUGCUGGUAACACCCUGUGCGAUAGUGUAGCUAUUGUCAUCCACAGCAUUGUGUGCUUUGGUAAUAACUCUAAAAGAAAAAAAAAGGGGGGGGGUAAGACCUGGUUAAUAUAUACAUUUCUAUAUAAAUAUGAUUAAAAAUAAUUUCAUUAAAACGUCGACUGGUGGCCUUCAAGAUGUUAGCGAAUAUUUCUUGUUUAUCUCUGAUUUAGUGUCUUAAUGUAAUGAAGUGAAGGUUCUAGUGUGCUUGUGUGUAUGACUGCGUAUCUGCUCUUCCAUCACUUUACAACGCUGCCUCAGUGCAGUAUACUGUGCUUAAUACUAAAAAAAAAACUUAAAAAAAAGAAAUAAUUGUCCAAAAUACUGGUUGAACCUCCAAACUGUCAUGUUGUAUAGUUUGUUUGUUUUUUUCCACCUUUCCGAAGCCCCGACAGAAAUUAUGACGAUCAAAGUUUUGUUUUAGAAAUGAGCAACCUGCUCUCAUUUGUAUUUACAUGACACCUGAGUGAGGAUAUGACGCUGACACGUGUGGCUGGUUUCUUCUUCAAAAGAUGAGAGCUGAGAAAGUCUCACGUUUUAUUCAGUCAACAAUUAUGACCCGUUUUCACAGGAUCGUAACGAGACAUUUUGCGGAUGAGUCAUGUGGCAGUAAAAAGCGGCGAGUAGUGAAAAGCGUUGGACGCUUUUUUUGCGUUGCGAGGAAAACACAGACAAAACGAGAAUAAACCAAUUCAAAGUCAAUUCAGCGGUGAAAAUAAAACGCCGCGCCCCUCGUGCAUCUGCUCAAGAGUUCAUACAUAUGCAAAUAUAUUUUGACACCAAAAACGUGAUAUGUGUGUGCGCGUGUAUGUGUGUGAAUUUCAUAAUUUUGUUUGUAAGUGUACUUAAAAAUGAAGAAUAAAGAAACAAAGAAGAAGCGUUGCAAAUAACUAUGAUUUUAUAAAUGUAUAGAAAUUCAUAUUAUAGUAUUGAUAAUUGUAAGGUAGUUUUUUUUUUUUCUUGUAAUUUUGGUUCCUCUCAUAUUAUUGGAAGAGGACUUUCUUCAUUUUCAGAAAAAAAAGGGAGUUUCCAUACCUAACUGAGGAGACGUGACAUUGUUCAGUAUUUUGUAUUAACAAAGAGAGAAAAAAAAGAAUCUAAUAAACAAAUGCUGUGA
Messenger RNA from Larimichthys crocea (large yellow croaker), 4326 nucleotides. RefSeq names its product oxysterol-binding protein 1. The record is from RefSeq and is a predicted model, not a curated record. Gene Ontology annotation, cellular component: plasma membrane; cytosol; perinuclear endoplasmic reticulum. Gene Ontology annotation, molecular function: sterol binding. Lineage: Eukaryota; Metazoa; Chordata; Actinopteri; Sciaenidae. The transcript has 17 exons. The coding region runs from base 416 to 2734 and encodes 772 amino acids.